Messenger RNA from Ziziphus jujuba (common jujube), 1616 nucleotides. Its product is annotated as homeobox protein knotted-1-like 1. The coding region runs from base 174 to 599 and encodes 141 amino acids. NCBI's taxonomy places the organism in Eukaryota, Viridiplantae, Streptophyta, Magnoliopsida, Rosales, Rhamnaceae. The record is from RefSeq and is a predicted model, not a curated record. Gene Ontology annotation, cellular component: nucleus. The transcript has 4 exons. Gene Ontology annotation, molecular function: DNA binding.
CUCUCUCUCUCUCUCUCUCUCUCUCUCUCUCUCUCUCUGAGUCUCAGAUUACCUAAUAGUAGUACAUUCCCUAGCUUUUCUAUGUGACCAAACAUGGCAAUGAAGAAUAUUAUUUAUUCUUAGCUGAUCUUUUUAUAUCUAUAUAGCACAGAGAGAGAGAGAGAGAGAGAGAGAUGGAGUGUAGGAAUAUUAACGGUGGUAAGGAGAUGGGAAAUGAAGGGGAUGAAAAUGAGAUCCUUAAAAGGAGAAUUUCAAAUCAUCCUUUAUAUGGGUUAUUGCUUGAAACUCAUCUGGACUGUUUAAAGGUGGGUGGGGUUAGUGAUGAGUUCCAGAGCAAUGAAACUGCAUAUCUGAAGCAGCAUGAGACAAAUCCCAAUAUAGCCACGGUUAGACAACCAGAGCUGGAUCAUUUCAUGGAAGCAUAUUGUUUUGCACUUGGAAAGCUAAAAGAAGCAAUAGAGGAACCCCAACAGAAAUCGAUGGCAUUCAUCAACAACAUGCACUUACAACUCAGUGAACUCACAAAGACAUGUCCUGCUGAAUCUACCACCACACUUCUGGUAAAAGCUAGAAACGACUGGCUUGAGAGAGAAGGGUAAAGAGCAAGAUGCAGAGUUAAAUGCUCUCAUGCAACCAGAGUUUAGCAGAAUUGGCUACCGGAUAUGACUUCGGCAAGUUAAUGACUCUAAUUGCAGCUAUACUACAAGAGUAUGUGAAACAUGGACUUGAAUUUUUAAAUAUAAAUUUGGUCCUCUAAAAACUCUACAAAAACCUAAGUUUGUGCUUUUACCAUAUUUGCAUAGAUAAGUGCUCUCUUUUUCCUCAUGUCAUGGCAUCUGCAUUCCCAAUGGAAAUCAAAUAUAUCCUCUUUAAAAUGGAGGAAAUCUAUUUCAAAGUGUCAUGCCAUUCUUUGCUUAAAAACAACAAAAACACUCAGUUAAUAGUAUUGUUCAUAUAUCCAUUUAAUCAUAUUUUUACAUCUUUAAUUAGAACUGAUAUUGUUACUUUGGCCAAUCCUUUUCCAACUGAACUGAUUGAAUUUUACCUUUUAACCUUUAUUUUUCUGCCAAUUCAGAAAUCUACUUUCACAUCUAACUUCAAGAGAACUUUUAUUUUUCAAAACACUUAAAAUAUGAUAUAAUAACAUAUACCAAAAAGCAACAAAUUAGAUUCAUACAUACAUAUAUAUAUAUAUAUAUAUAUAGAAUAAACGAAUAAACGAAUAAACGAGUAGAACCCAACUAGCACGUAAUGCAAUAGCCCUUAUGGUAGAAAAUAUAAUAUAGUUAGUGCACUUUUAUAGGAGGUGCCAUAGCAAGUAGAAGCCAAAAUCUAAAUAAACCCAUCGACCAAAGAACCAAAACACAGAACCACAUGUCUUUGCGAUGGCAUUUAUUCUUUAAGUAUAUUGCAAGCCAAAGUACAGAUUUUCCUUCUUUGUAUUUUUUAACUUAUCGAACAUUCAGUUGCAUAUUAUAUUUGAAUGCUCCUCAUGACUUCACUUUAAGUGAAUUAGAAAAUAUCUGUGGUACUUAUCAACUAAGAUAUUCAUACAAUGUAGUUCCUUUUUCAACUUAAAAGAACCCUUUUUUUUUUUUUUUUUUUUUUUUUUUGAA